Anopheles maculipalpis is the source of this 1240-nucleotide messenger RNA. It is a transcript of the gene Snap25, whose product is annotated as synaptosomal-associated protein 25. Gene Ontology annotation, cellular component: SNARE complex; plasma membrane. NCBI's taxonomy places the organism in Eukaryota, Metazoa, Arthropoda, Insecta, Diptera, Culicidae. The transcript has 8 exons. Gene Ontology annotation, biological process: synaptic vesicle fusion to presynaptic active zone membrane; synaptic vesicle priming; exocytosis. The record is from RefSeq and is a predicted model, not a curated record. The coding region runs from base 183 to 821 and encodes 212 amino acids. Gene Ontology annotation, molecular function: SNAP receptor activity; syntaxin binding.
GCCUUCGCAGUUUUGGACGAAACCUGUGCUAGAACCGAAACUGGUGCUCGGAACAGAAGAGUGAAAAUUGUGUCUGCGUCAAACUUUUCCAAAACCUCUGUCGAUCGCUUUCCGAAGCAGCUUGUGUGUUAUUCUCUUCAACGCUUUAACUCUCCUCGACCACCACCCCAAACUAAACCAGAAUGCCGGCUGCAGCACCCGCAGAAAAUGGGGCAGGAGUACCCAAAACCGAGCUGCAGGAGCUCCAAAUUAAACAGCAGCAGGUUGUCGAUGAGUCGUUGGACAGUACACGGCGUAUGCUGGCACUAUGUGAGGAGAGCAAGGAAGCCGGGAUUCGAACCCUGGUGGCCCUUGACGAUCAGGGAGAACAAUUGGACCGAAUCGAGGAGGGCAUGGAUCAGAUUAAUGCCGACAUGCGUGAAGCUGAGAAGAAUUUAAGUGGCAUGGAAAAAUGCUGCGGUAUCUGUGUCUUACCGUGCAACAAAAGUGCAUCCUUCAAAGAGGACGACGGUACCUGGAAGGGUAAUGAUGAUGGCAAGGUGGUCAACAAUCAGCCCCAGCGAGUAAUGGACGAUCGUAAUGGAUUGGGCCCGCAGGCUGGUUACAUCGGAAGGAUCACGAACGACGCCCGAGAGGAUGAGAUGGAGGAAAAUAUGGGACAAGUGAACACGAUGAUCGGUAACCUGCGAAACAUGGCGCUCGAUAUGGGCUCCGAGCUGGAGAAUCAAAACAGACAGAUCGACAGAAUCAAUCGCAAGGGCGCAUCAAAUGAGGACAGGAUAAAGGCGGCCAAUGAAAAAGCGCACUCGCUUCUCAAAUAAAAAGGGUACCGAGUAUAUAUAUAGCAAGUGCAUAUAUACAAUAUACACAACCUAUCUAUACAUAUAUAUAUAUACAUAUACUUGUAUGGUUAUCGUUAUUAUUUUACCUCCCUCCAUAAACGGAUAUCGAAAAACGAACAAACCGCGAAAAAUGUAAGUUGGUAGUUUUCUUACUUCUUUACACACAUAUAUAUGUAUAUUCAUUCUUAGUUUUUUUUAAUACUACUGCUAUUUAUGCGUGUAAUGGAACAUAUUUAUUAAGUAUUAAGUUUCUUUAUGUCAAUUCGUUCUUAUUAUAUAUCUAUAUAUGUAGGAUGUGAUAUUAUUAUAUUAUGCUGCGGAAACAAUAGAGAACAGAAAGGAAAUAUGACCCACACAAAAGACAUUAAGAAUAAAACAAUGUUUAUGAAACAUUAAAA